AUGGACGUUGACAAUGGCGGGGGCAGCAGCAAGGCGAAGGGAAAGCUGAAAGUUGUCCAGAUGGCGCUCUUUGUUGUGGAUCUGGAUAAUGGCGCAGCUAGCAGGGCAGUGAAGGGGGCGGGGAAGGCUACCUCGACUGUGGUUGUCCUCGAGCCGAUGGACGUCGACAAUGGCGAGGGCCGCAGCGAGGGAACCGAAGGCGGUCUAGUCUAA
Molecule: messenger RNA, 213 nt
Organism: Colletotrichum siamense
Lineage: Eukaryota; Fungi; Ascomycota; Sordariomycetes; Glomerellales; Glomerellaceae
Exons: 1
Coding region: 1-213 (70 amino acids)
Source: RefSeq, a predicted model, not a curated record